This is a messenger RNA of Hydra vulgaris (swiftwater hydra), 1217 nucleotides long. RefSeq names its product mitochondrial outer membrane protein SLC25A46. Gene Ontology annotation, cellular component: mitochondrial outer membrane. Lineage: Eukaryota; Metazoa; Cnidaria; Hydrozoa; Anthoathecata; Hydridae. Gene Ontology annotation, biological process: mitochondrial membrane fission; mitochondrial fission. The record is from RefSeq and is a predicted model, not a curated record.
UUAACAGUUUUAAAAAUUAUAAAAUUAUUUAUUUUAAUAAUUAUUAAAUUAAAUGGUGUUUCGCCAUUUCUUUAAUAUGAUUGGCAAUACAGAAGAUGAUGAAAUGAGCAAAAAGGUUGUCUCUAAUCAAGAUAUUCAAAAUGAAUUUUUAUCUGAACUUGCUUGUAAAGUAAAUAACUAUGACAAUAUUGAUGCAAUAAAUCCAAAAGAAAAAUCAGAUAAUCUUGCAAGAAUUUCUGGAUUUGCCCUUGGAGUUGGGAGUUUGUACAUACAAGAAACUCUGGGCUACCCUUUUAUUGUCUUAAGGAGACAAUGUCAAUUAAACAAUAGAAGUAUUCGAUACCACAUCCUUCCAUUUUCUCUGUUUCCAGUUUUAACUAAAAUUCACCAAAAGCAAGGUUUUGGUGUAUUUUGGAAAGGUUGGGGAAGUUCUUGUUUACUAAAUGGUUCAAUUAUUUUUAUAGAGAUGGUAUUGACUGAAGUGGUCCACAUUCCAAGACAAUCAAAUCCUAAUCAAAUGGAAGCCAAAAAAAAUUGGAAAGCUGUUAUUACACAUGAAUUAUUAAAAGGCCUUAGUUUCUUUGUCACUCUACCAUUGUAUUCUGCAUGCUUUGUAGAUACUGUUCAGACAAAUGCACUUGGAGAAACUCGUUCAGUAUUUGCUUUUUUAGGCGAUGCUUUUCAUCGUCUUGUUGGUUCAUAUACAUCUCGUGGUCACGGACGUCUUCUGCCAAUGUAUACACUGAUAUUUCCGUCGGUUAUUUAUUUUAUGGUUCGUUAUAUAUUGAAGUCAUUUAUAACUUAUCAUUUUAUGCGCAUAAAUAAAAAAAGAUUGAAUAUAGAGGAACAAGUUAGCGAAGAAAGUAUGAAAAAAAUUUAUUACUCGGAGCUAAUGUCAAACAUAUGUGCCUCAUUUCUAACAGAAGUUUUUAUGUUUCCUUUUGAAACAGUGAUUGUUAGAUUACAUCUUCAAGGUACAAGAACAAUAAUUGAUGAUACGGACAAAGGUAUAGGUGUUGUUCCUUUGUGUACAAACUAUGGUAGUGUUAUGGAUUGUAUCAAAACAAUUCGACGGGAGGAGGGUUAUGGUGGAUUUUUUAAAGGUUUUGGUGCAUUAAUUUUACAAUAUGUUGUGCAGAGUGCUAUUGUUAAACUUGUCUGUCCUAUUUAUAAUCAUUUAUAACGUUAAAUAACUAUUAAAUUGUUUUUAUAUUUAA